Molecule: messenger RNA, 1230 nt
Organism: Hyalella azteca
Lineage: Eukaryota; Metazoa; Arthropoda; Malacostraca; Amphipoda; Hyalellidae
Exons: 3
Coding region: 4-573 (189 amino acids)
Source: RefSeq, a predicted model, not a curated record
UUGAUGGCCUACGAGAGUGUUCGUCCAAAAGUCUUGUCGAAAAUAACUCUGCUAUACUGCUCAGUCUGCUCUAUGCGUAGCUUCACGACUACUGUGUUCCUAAUUAGAGCUACAACCAUGCCUGUCGACUGCGGUGUCAUUCCCAAUAGUCGAGUAGUACUCUACUGCUGCCUCAUAUGCUGGAUUAUAGCUUUGUUCAGCAUUGUUGGAAUCGCUCUUCUACCUCCGCAUCUUGGGCGUACAUACCUCGUGUUUUUUGCAACCAUCUUCACAGGAGGUCCUAUAAUUUUUCUUUUUAUUCGACUGGAUCUGAUAACCCACUUGCGUGUCAAAAUUUCUGCCGUGCGAAGAGCUAGAAGGCAACCACAAGAGGAAGAACCAAGAACAACGCCUCCUCUUGGAGAACCCUGCGGAGUGGUGAACAUGGCUUACGAAAGGGGUUCUGAUGAAACAGUCCGUGCUACGUAUGCAUUGCCAAGCAAUUUCUCGCCGCCCCAAUCUGUUACAACGUCCCGCGGAAGAGACGACGUUGUUGCCUCCACUACCACCAGAACUGAGGCUGGUACGGAAUAGGAAGCAUAUUCGAUUAGGAGAGAAGGAAGUACACAAGGCAAGUUCUAUUCCAGAUCCGUGUUGGAAGGAAGGACAUUUUCGAAAGGAAAGAGCAUCGUGUUACAUUUGUGAUCACCAAUAAAUUUGCCGAUGAAAGUGGAUUGGGAGAGGUAUCGAUAGACUCGGUAGCUCCUGCCGAACAUAGCCUGGCAGUCGGGAGAGUAAACUGCUGAAGAAUGUGUAGAGGGCGAGCAGUCUAUUAGAGCUUGUGCGAAAUAUUUUGGGGAGCUUUAGCAUAGUUAAUAUAGAUUUUGAGGGUAAUGGGGUAAGCGUUUUAGCUGCUUAAGCUCGUUAAGAAACAGUUGUGCAACUAUGGGAUAAUGAUGGAAAAUCUAUGCGUUUUAAUAUAUUGGUUUAAACGGUUCCUGGAAAUUAGAAUGUUCAUCGAUUAGAACUUUUUCUUGAGAAGUUACCCCAUAAAAUUGUAAUCAAUCAUUUUAAACAGAUAUUAUGCUUCCAUUUAACCUAAUUUUAUACUUUUAAUAUCAGAAUAGCCUAAUAUUUAUAUAACGACUUCCCACCAGAAAUAACUGAUGCGGUAAAUCUUUCAUUUUUCAAAAGAAUGCCUUACUUCUUAUUUAGCAAAACAAGAUUUUAAUUAAAUGUUUGCAUAUGUUU